AUGGGACCGGGCAUGAAAGACUGCCCCUUAUUUCUGCCCAGAGGGACACAGAAAAAGGAAAACCAGACUUAUGAAACACGCCAGAGAAUGGUAACUUCUAACGGUGGAACAUCUUUUCCAAAUAUAAAAGGAAUAAAGAAACCAUUUCCUCAGCUGACACCAUCUUCAAGCAGAUUGAGUAAGAAUAUCUCCAGCACUACAGAAAAGACAUCGCAUAGCAACCUAGAUGAUGUUCAGUCACGGAUUUUUUACAAGAAAGGGAAUAGGAUGAAUGAGUCUUCUCAGAAAAACAGCAGUACGAAUGUUGGCCCACCUCCGAAUAGAGCAAAGGGUUCAAAGAAGAAGGAUCCCUUAGAAAAGAAGCCAAGUAAAUCUCAGUUACCCCUCAUUCCUUUCCAGUUGAAAAACAGUAUUAUAGAUAUCUCCCAAAGGACUGAGGAUGAACUUAAAGCAAGUAGUUAUAUGGAAGGAGAACCUAAAAGGAAUAUUCCAGGAUCUGUUGCUGAAGCACUUCCACUUGGUUCCAGAUUUCCAGAGCCUUCAGCAGGCAAAUUAUUUCUUGAUUUUCAGUCCUUGAAUAUUAUUAAAGAAAAUGCUGAUGAGGACAGUGCAAGUGAUCUUUCUGAUUCUGAAAGAAUUCCUAUUCCACCUUCUCCCUUUACACCACCAGAACUUAAUCUUAGGGCUGAAGAAAUUGAUCCAGUUUGUUUUGAUCCUCAUACUGAUCAAGGCUCUGAGCAAGCUGAAUAUUACUAUCCUGACUUCCUUCCACCCCCUUUUAACUCUUGGGAUUUAAAUAAUAUGAUUUCAAUGACAAGCUCAGAGUGCAAAAAUGAGCUCAUCCCACAGACAAUAGAGUCCCUUGGGAAGUAUAUUGAUAGACUUGUUCAACUAGAGUGGCUGCAAAUGCAAACUGUACAAAAUGAAAAGAUAAAACUAGUCAAAUCAAGACCUCAGACUGCUCCUGGUACCAUAUGGACUGCAAAGAGCCCUGGAAAAAGCAAGCUGUUUCCAAAUACUUUCUCUAGUAAGGUGUUAACCCAUCCUGAAGGGUUUACAAAGUUUCCCCCUGGCCUGCCAGUUCAUCUUCGAAAGAGAGAAGUUCAUUGCGAAGAAGCCCACCCAUCAUAUUAUGUUUUCCAGAGUUCUUCUAAAACUGUUGAUGCAGUUAGUAGCAGGUCUUGUCCCCCAAAGCAAAACUAUGAAAUGAGAAUGAAGGAAAAGAAGAAGAAAUCAAAUGAAGGUGCCAAGCAGCAACUUGUGGAUUUGCCAAGCAGUGACAGUAGCUCCAAGCUUCAGGCUAGUGGUAACAUUAGAAUUCCCAAACAACCACAGAUGCUUCUUUCUCCAGUUGAGCAUCUUAAGCCCCUCAAAGCAUCCAUACGUCCAAAUCCUAAGAGAAAUGGAAAUGCAAAUAACUAUGGACCUGCCAAUAAAGCCACAGCAGGGAGAGAGCUCAAAACAAAUGGAGGGAAGCAAGCUUCCUAUAUAUUCAAAUAAUUUUCUUUCAAAUAGAUAACAAUUAAAUUUUAAAGAUUAUC
Molecule: messenger RNA, 1541 nt
Organism: Gracilinanus agilis (Agile Gracile Mouse Opossum)
Lineage: Eukaryota; Metazoa; Chordata; Mammalia; Didelphimorphia; Didelphidae
Gene: FAM217B
Product: family with sequence similarity 217 member B
Exons: 4
Coding region: 1-1500 (499 amino acids)
Source: RefSeq, a predicted model, not a curated record